AAAUAUUUUAACUCAAUGAUAUUUGUUCGCUCUUUCCCCUCAGGUGCCUACCCUCGACUGUCUCUGAGCUUCAAGCUGAAGAGGAACAUCGGAUACUUCAUCCUGCAGACGUACAUGCCAUCGAUCCUGAUUACCAUCCUCUCCUGGGUCUCCUUCUGGAUAAACUACGACGCUUCGGCAGCCAGAGUGGCUCUAGGGAUCACCACGGUGCUGACCAUGACCACGAUCAACACCCACUUGAGAGAAACUCUGCCCAAGAUCCCGUACGUCAAGGCCAUCGACAUGUACCUGAUGGGCUGCUUCGUCAUGGUCUUCCUCGCCCUGCUGGAGUACGCUUUCGUCAACUACAUAUUUUUCGGGAGGGGUCCCCAGAUGCAGAAAAAGCUAGCGGAGAAGGCGGAGAAAGCUAACAACGAGAAGGCGGCUAAGUACGACGCUGCGAGGGAGGCAGGUAGUAGGACCGCAUCCCUAAAGCGGUCCAAUCAGAUUAAAGGUCUUCGCCACUCACGCUCGGCGGAAGCUCACGGCCACGGGAACAUCCUGCUCACCACCCUGGAGAUCCAUAACGAGGUGGUGGGAGGCGAGAUCACCACCAGCCUGGCGGACAUUAGAAACUCUCAGUCUAUGGUGCAGUUGGACAGCCAAGCCUCGUCGCACAUCCAGUACCGAAAGCAGAGCGGAGGCAUCGGGCCGCGCUCCGCCAGCCGACACUCCCUGGACCGCGCCGCGCAGAUCAAACGCAGUCGUCUGCGCAGGCGGUCCUCGCAGCUCAAAAUCAAAAUCCCCGACCUGACGGAUGUGAACGCCAUCGAUCGCUGGUCACGGAUCAUCUUCCCCUCCGUUUUCUCACUGUUCAACCUCAUCUACUGGCUCUACUAUGUCUGAUUGGACUGUUUUGUUUGAUAUGUUUGUUGUUGUUUUUAUUUUCAUCUUAAUCUUCCUUUUUUUCUGUUGCUUUUAUACAUGAUGGCAUCUGUCGAGGUAAAGACUGCAACACAGGACAAAAAGAAAAACUGACUGAGAGAGAAAACUGAGUUUUGGACCAAGUUCUUGUCAAAAUUGUUUUUAUAUUUGCAGUCUUUGAAUCCUUAGUACCAUCGUCUUUUUACUUUCUAAAGUAUGUACUGUAAUUGGGACUUGUGACAGUCAUUUCCCAACAUGUGCGCUCUCAGUAAUGUGUAAAUAGAGAGAUACAAAGCCAGCAAUUGAAUACAUAUAUUUCAGUAUUUGCAAAAACCCAAUAGAAGUUAACAAAAUGAUUUUUUCUAAUUAAAUAUAAUUAAGAAUACUUUAUACACAGGUGGUCAGAUAAAUGCAGGCAAUUCCUAAAAGUCCAUUAAACAAACUAAUGUAUGUUUGACUGGUACCCUAUGCACUAUUAAUGCAUGUAAUGAUCAACCAUAGUGGGAAAACAAUGACUUUUGCCUUGGAUUUUGACACAACUUUACAGAAGACUCUGUGGAUUUGUAUUUGUUUAUAGCGUUGAUUAUAUACUUGCUAAUGUCAUGCAAUGAUCUGGUAAACUUUACCCAAACACAAUUAUUUAAAGUGGAGGACUUUCUCCUCCGUUCAGGAUGACUGAGACUCAGGUUCUGAAUCUUUUGCUAUUUGACAUCUUGUCACUGAAAUAUCCUUUUUUGGUCAUUUGAUAAGGAAACAAAAGCACAAAUAAGAAUAAAACUGCCAUUUUUCACUUUGACCUUCGAGCAACAGCGCUUCAAGUGAUAGCAUGACAGAAUUGCACUCAAAUUUAAAUACUUCCUCUGAAAAAAAAACAUCUUACUUUAAUUUACAACAACUGCCAAGGGCCUUUUGGGCGACACGGUUCCUCAACCCAUGAGAUAUUAUGAUAUUUUUGUACUCUGUGUCUUCAGGUAUUCGAUUGAUUUUCCUAUCCCGUGUUUUAUUUAUAUUUUUGCUCGACAACGUUGUGGUGAAAGAGUGGAGGAAUGAAACCAUUUAUUUUGUAAAUAAGUACAUAAUUGUGUAUAUACAUAAGUGUAUAUAUACUGUGUGUACAACCCUGAAUUGAAAAUGAUAUGAGCAUUUUGUGAUUGUCGUUCUGGCUUUAAACCGUCAGAGCAUUUAAUGGUAAGAAAAAAGACCAAAAAAACGAAUUCACCAACAGCUUCAAGCAUCACUUAGUUUUUGUGGGGCACUCUGAAUAUCUUCUCAAACAUCCGACAUUGUUGAAGUCUGCUAUAGAAACUGCGUAUGUUCACCCUGCAUUUCAGAGUUACUGUACGCUCCGUUAUACAGCAGCACACCCAUUUGGAUUUCAUUGAUUUGCAGACUUAUUGUCGACUAAUAAGCACAUACUAGCGCUGAAUGUAUCAGGUCCAUUCUUCAGGGAGAGGAUAAUGAGCCAUGGUCAUCACUUCUCCAUCAGAAUGUAACACGCCCAUUCUUACGAGUGUUGUCGAAACAGAGGGGAGGGAUUUUAAGAGUGUGUGCAUGUGCAUGUGUGUAUGAGAGAGAGAUGGGGAAUGGAUAAGGAGAGCUUGAGAUAGGAAGGGCGUGGGUAGACCAUAUAUUUUCUGUGCUGCUUGCUCGACUGUGGACAAAUGUCAACGUGUAAUAGUUUUGUGGAUAAAAAUAGCUCUCCUGUCCCACUCCUUUUGAUAAACUGUGUGCCAUUCCACCUAAGGUCGCAGAGCAAUCACCCAUAACCCAUGGACGAUGAUGUACAUUUGUCAUAGAUACAGUUACAUACAGUGUACGAGAACACGUGAAAACAUUCCUACUUGAUAAGUUCAGCGAUGGGGUCAAUUUAUCAAACAGAUUGUAAAGUUGUAUGUGUACAGACGGAUUGAUAUAUGACUUAGAACUGAAUGUAUUGUACUUGGAUUGUUGCUUCACAAAUGCAAUUUUCUUUCUGGAAACAGGAUUGACCUCAACUCUGAUUAAUUAGGGCUUUAGUUGAUUCCCAUUCGAGCGACCCCGAGUUUAUCGCUGGUGACUGCCCUGUUUUCUACUGUGUAGACGGGGCGCAGUGCACAAAGGACCUGGGUCCAAGAAAGAAGAAAGCGACAUUAUUAAAUAAAAACAUUCUAUAUAUUAUAAGCCAAAACACUUUGCGAAAGGUGUGUUCAGAAGAGUGUUCACCUUGCGUACAACUUUGUGUUUAUUCGCCCAAAACCGCCAAUGUAUCGUUCACGGUCAGUUAGCUAGAAAUGGACGAUCUUUCAUUUACUUCCCUCUCGUCUCAGAAUUGUUUCGUUCUGUCUGAACACACAGCAAAAGAGUUUGUUUGACAAAAGCACAAAGCAAUGUUUCUUGAUCUCAUGCAUUCACGCUUGUUACGGCAUUGGAAGCUGUUUGUCCAAAAAGCCAAGCGAGGAAGAACGUCCGAAUUGAAUUUCACAACAGUUCAGCUUCAGUGCUGUGUAAAUAAGAUAUAAUAAUAAUAAUACAGAUUUCUGAAACACUGAAGCUAGAAAAUAACUGUUUUACUUCCUGGCUUUUACUGCUUCACUUUGAUUUAAUCAAUUACUUUAGUCUGCAGCUGUACGAGUCGUUAUUUUAAUUACCGAACAACAGCCUGCAGGUGAAAGAGAGGAGGAGACGGAAACUCUUGAUACUUGUUUAUCAUGCAUGCAACGACAAUUCGUGACUUUAAAAAAAUAAAACUCACUCAUGAGAGCUGCCAACUGCUCAUUUUAGAAAUAUAAUGCCAUGUGAGCCUACGAUAAAAAGUUAAAAAAAGCAACAAAAAAAAGAGUCAUCAAAGACUUCAGGUGUUGUAUGGCCUUGGUCCCAUAUUGGAAUGUGAAAUGUUCUGUGCUGCCACAAAAUGUAUUUAGGCUUAGAUUUCUACCGUAUAUCUCUGUGUGUUUCUCUUCCUUUUUCAAUAGAUUAUCAUGUUAAACCAUCAAAUAAAUUAUAUACAUUGUUCCUGUGUAUUUGGUAUUGCGAGCAUGCAUGACACUGUAAAUAAUCUGUACACGUAGAGCAAGACACAAUGAACAGCCAUUUUGAAUAGCAUUUUGAUAUGCCUGUACAUAUCCCAAUAUAUUUGGAGAAUGUCCCAACUCUUCAGGUGCCCUUGAGCAAGGCACUGUCUUGAACCCUUUCUGUUUCAGUGCAACUACACAGAAGACGUUUCACUCGACUCCCAGUUGGACAUCUUUUGUGUAUGAAGUGAACUUUCUCAAUGUGUGCCAGAGUGUUGGUGAAAAAGAGUACAUUAGUUCCCCGGAUAAAUAAAGAUUGGACAAGAAAGACA
Notothenia coriiceps (black rockcod) is the source of this 4225-nucleotide messenger RNA. RefSeq names its product gamma-aminobutyric acid receptor subunit beta-3-like. The transcript is spliced from 4 exons. Gene Ontology annotation, molecular function: monoatomic ion channel activity; GABA-A receptor activity. The coding region runs from base 16 to 885 and encodes 289 amino acids. Lineage: Eukaryota; Metazoa; Chordata; Actinopteri; Perciformes; Nototheniidae. Gene Ontology annotation, cellular component: membrane. The record is from RefSeq and is a predicted model, not a curated record. Gene Ontology annotation, biological process: monoatomic ion transmembrane transport.